AAUUUGAAACUUCGAAACUUUCGGAAUAAGUUUCUAAUUGAAAAUAAGGUAUACAGGGUGUUUCAAGUCCGAUAGCGUAUUAGACGUAUCUAGAGAAUGGAGCCUAUUUGAAAUCUGGAAAUUCGGAAUAUGAUAUUGUUGGCGAUUCUGAAUUCAAGGGGAAGUAGUAGGUAAGAGGGGACCUGGAAGAAGAAGUAUAUCAUGGUUGCGGAACCUGGUUUGGGAAAAGAUCGGCAGAACUGUUUCGAGCUGCAACCAACAAAAUUAUGAUUGCCAAUAUAAUUGCCAACAUCCGAAUGGGAUAUAGGUACUUGAAGAAGAAACAGAAGCGAUUCUCUCUAUAUCCAGGUAAAAUAUUUCUAAAGCUCCGAUACUUUCGGUUUUGAAACAAAUGGAACAAAUUGAAAAAAAAAUUUUUUUUUUCCUUUUCAUUUCUUAAAUAUUAUCAAGAUUUCCAUUCUCAAUUUCAUUCCUCAAAUUAUUGCGUCAUAUAAACGUUUUCAGAAUAUUAAAAAAACUAAAAAAAUUGAGCAAUGCAUCACACGGUUAUUCAAAAUUGUGAAAAAAAUUUGAUGAUAACUUUCGAAUUUGAAUUGAAUUGCGUUGGAUUCUACGGGGAAAAAUAGGGUAGUGUUCAGACAGGACUAUGUCCCUAAAUUCAAUAAUUCAAGAGUUAUUCGCACGCAAAAUUUUACUUCUUACAUUUUUUUCUGGAGUUUAUCAGACAGUGAAUCAUCCAAUAAAUCGAUCUGUUUAUUCAAUGUGGAAGUUCUAUUCAUUUUAGAGAUUUGAAUUUAAUAUUUAUACUCGAUUAUAUCGUCCCUAUUCUUCAAUUUCCGAAAUAUUUUAUAUAUUUGAGAUUGCAUACGAAAACAAUUCGUCACAUAACUAUUGCAAAAAACAUUCAUAGCGUUUGUGGAAGAUUUGUUGACAAAUCUUACAUUCUGAUGGAUUAGUUAUGUAUUCUUGUCACAGUAGUUGCACUCUGUUGAACUUCUCUCAUCGUCGAAUAACAAUGACGUUAGUUGCUAGCUAUGUAUUGAAGAAUAGAAUGACUGCUAUUAUCCAAAUUUUGGCGUGUGUAUAAAUGAGGUAGAUAAUUGACAAUUCUCUUCAUUAUAUUUGGGAUAAACAGCCGAUUGACACAAAAUGGAGGAAAUUUUCUGCACGAACUCUUGGAAUAACUGAAAUAAGGUUUUGCUGAUGUAUAUAAGACGACUGCCAAGCUUCAAAUUCAUGCCAUUUCUUAACAGUGUGAGUGAAGAUUUCAUCGAGUUUAUUUGAUAGCUAUACCUAACUGCGAUGAAAAACAUGAUUGCUCUAUUUGUUUGGAUUUUAUUCCAUUCUGUGCUGUCCGAAGAGCCAAAUAAAUAUACAUCGAUGUACGAUAACAUUGAUCUACAGGAGGUGGUGCACAAUGAGAGGCUACUUAAGAAUUAUGUCAACUGUUUAUUGGAGGAAGAAAGAUGUACCCCUGAUGGUGCAGAGCUCCGAAGAAACUUGCCAGAUGCUGUUGAGAAUGAUUGCAAGAAAUGUACCCAGAAACAAAAGGAAGGAGCUGAUUUCAUGAUGCAAUAUUUGAUCGAUAAUAAACCUGAAUACUGGAAUCUUCUGCAGAAAAAAUAUGAUCCCAGUGGAAGUUAUCGUACGAAAUAUUUAGAAGCAAAAAAUGGUGCUGUUCAAGAGGAGAACGCUAAAGAAUCUUCGGAACAUCAUAUCAUUUAGUUGAAAUAGUUGUAGGUACUUGACGAAUUUGAAUGUUUCAAUAAUAAAGAAUCAAGCCUUCUGCAGUUA
This is a messenger RNA of Harmonia axyridis, 1794 nucleotides long. RefSeq names its product ejaculatory bulb-specific protein 3-like. The coding region runs from base 1303 to 1725 and encodes 140 amino acids. The record is from RefSeq and is a predicted model, not a curated record. Lineage: Eukaryota; Metazoa; Arthropoda; Insecta; Coleoptera; Coccinellidae. The transcript is spliced from 2 exons.